AUGGUUAUGAAACCACCUUAAAAAGAAAAAAAUGAAGUGUGUGCUUGUGUGUGUGCGCGCAAGAAACCCUGAUAAUACAUUUUAACAUGUUAUUUUUUAAGUCUUGCCAUUUACAUUAAAAAUGGCAGUAUUUUACUUAGUUUACUUAGUUUGGAUAUUCUUCUUAAUUAAAUGUUUUAGUUUGGAUAAGACAAUUGAUCAUGAGUUGACCAGUUGCCUUAUUGAAACUAAAACAUUUAAUUAAGAAGAACAUUUGAAUUUAUGUCCUCAGUUAUUGCCCUUGCUCGUGGUGGCCAUACUACCGUACUAUCCAGAAGGGAUCUAUUUGGUUAGGAGUCAGUCUUAGUUUAGCCUCUGAUCCAUACUCAUACAUGGUGUAAAUGUAAUGCACUGUUGUAACCAUUUUUUCCUGACUUUUCCACACUUUUUUAUUUGAGCCUAGCCAUGUAUGCACAAGAAAGGGUGGAACUGGGUGUGAGAAGAUCAGGUGAGGGCAUUGCAACACACACCCACACACAAACACACACACACAGUCAGACUAAGGGGAAACACACUUCACCAGUCCAGCUCCUCUCUCAUGAACAUCUGCCUUUCACAUUUCAGAGGAAAUACCAUUAGGAUUAAAUCCAACAUUCUGCUUAAACUCCACAAGUUUAAACUGCAUGCAAGACCGCUGUUAGUCUCCACCAAUCAUUGGGAACUUUGACCCUUCCAAAGGAUAUGGAUCUCCAUCUAUAGCAUCCAUUGUGCCAUAAGCCAUGGCUGAACCACCACCUCCACCACCACCACCUCCUCCUCCUCCUCCACCACCCCCCGCGCCGCCUGCAGGGGGGAGGCAGAUCUCCCGUGGAUCCAGAGCAGGUUCCAAGUUGAGGAACUUCAACUGGGAGGCCAUACCUCAGGACACAGUGCUGGGCAAACACAACAUCUGGACAGCAGAAAAGAAGAAGGAGUAUGAGCUCGACACGCAGCGCAUGGAGGAACUGUUCAGCCGUAAUGACCGGACUGAUGGUCAGGUUCAGGCAUCCAAACGAAGAAGUGUAAGAGGCAUGCCAAGCAACAUCCAAGGACCUGAAAUGGUGUCAAUUCUUGGCUCCAAGAAGAACAUGAACAUCAGCAUUUUUCUCAAGCAGUUCAAACGGUCAGUAAAGGAGCUCAUUGAGGACAUCCACAGUGGAAAGAGUGAAAGAUUUGGUUCUGGGAAGCUGCAGGAGCUUUUGAAACUGAUGCCUGAGUCUGGAGAGGUGAAGCAGCUUCUAGCUUUUAAAGGAGACUAUUCAGCACUUUCUGAGGCUGAUCAGUUCAUGGUUCAACUUGUAAAGCUUCAAAGCUACGAGGGGCGGCUGAAAUGUUUAAUUCUCAAAGAGGAAUUUCCCCAUUUUAUGGAUGAGGUGAAUCAUUCCAUUAGCACUAUGACCGCUGCUGGGAAAGAGCUGUUGGAUUGUGUUGACCUUCAUUCCGUCAUCCGCCUGGUGCUGAAGACUGGGAACUACAUGAAUGCUGAUGGCUACGCUGGCAGCGCUGUGGGCUUCCGCAUGACCUCCCUGCUGAAACUCGCCGACACGAAAGCCAACAAACCAGGAAUGAACCUCAUGCACUAUGUUGUGAUGCAAGCUCAGAAGAGUGACGCUGCUCUGCUGAAGUUUCCAGAACAACUCACACACAUUGGAGAUGCCGCGAGAAUCCACAAACAGGAAAUUGAAUCAGAGUUCCAAAGAAAAGUGAGCGAAGUCCAGGAGGCGAAGAAGGGCGCUGAUAAACAAGCUGACCUGGCCGAACAGAUGAAAGACUUUUUUUGGCAUGCUGAAUCCAGGAUCACUGAAACGCAGGCCUCCUUCCAUACACUGAACAAAGUCACUGAAUCUGUGGCUGAGUAUUUUUGUGAGGAACCGAGUGAGUUUAAACUGGACGAGUGCUGCUCCAUUUUCAAUUCCUUUUGUGAGCGAUUCACCCGAGCCCUUCAGGAGAACAUGGAGCGUGAGAUGGCCGAGGUUAAGCGGAAACAGAAAGAGCGACUGCAGUCUGCUGCCAAGCGGCGCUCCACAGCCACCUGCUCAUCACGGGACAGAGACAUGGAGGGUAUAGCGCUGGAGUCGGUUCUCCAAAGGUUCCUGAAUGCACCUGGGUCUCGCAGGAGAGCAAGAACCCCCUCGCCAACCAGUGCCAACCUUGCUGAGAUCUCAUUACAAAAGAACCAGCUCAACAAAGACCCCAAAAAGCAGAGCUGGUCUUUGAACAUGUCCCAGUCCUCCCUUGGUAAGGAGAACUCAGAGGAUGAAAGGCCAGAGAAGAAAAGUCUGCUGUGGAGAAAAUCUACUGAGCGUGCAUCAGUGGUAAAUGAGGAUGAGGAAAUUCCAUCUGAGAAAGAGGUGCAGAAAUUGAGAGAAGUGUCCCAAAGAGUGCUGCACUACCAAUCUAGCCGUGGGAGCGCGUCUUCUGCGGAAUAUAUUUCCCCAGUCAGUUCUCCACAACGACGCGUGUUUCCAGAGGAUCGAGAAAAACUGAUGUCUGUUACAAAUGGCGAGGAUGCAACCAAACCCCUAAAAAGCCCACUGCUUUUGAUUCCAAAAAGCCCUGGUGGUAUCGGCCGUCGGCACACAAUCACACUUCCUACGGCAGAUUUGAGCAGAACUGACACUGACGAGGAUCAGUUUGUUCCCUGUGAGCCAGAAAAUGAAAGCCCUAGAAAUCAAAUUCUGUCUCUUGGGAAUAUUGGUAAGAUCAAAUCAGUGGACAGCUAUCUGCCACCUACAAAUGAUGGCGUAGGUAAUAAAGUGCCAUCCAGCACUCCAAUGGGCAAAUCGGAGAAAGUGGACAUAGCAGAAGUACGGCAAGAGACUGAUGAGAGCUUAUGCAGUUCUCAGCAAAAUUCUUCAGUCAAUGCACAGAACACCCACCCCAAGAGGAGCUCUCGAUUAAUAUCCUUUUUCAAACGUUUGGGUGAAAAGAGCAAAAUGAGCAAUAGAGAACCUGAGUCCAGUAGUGUGGACCCCUAACAAACAUCUUACAGUCAUUGGGUCAGGUGGUUGAUAGAGCUGUCUUUUUUAAUCUGGGUGUGGUCCAGAAACCAAUCUCUGGUACACCUUAAAAUUACUCAGGGCUUUGCUUUAAGUUUGCAGUAUGUAUGAAAGCUCCAGUCCUCAGUUCAAGGUGUCAAGUAACAUGGUAGAGCUGUACACAGGUACUGGAAUGACCUUUAUGGUGCGAGGUUUUUGCUUAGCUAAACGUCAUCUUAGCAAGAAAGGUGCAUCACUUGCAGGUGCUCCUGAGUGAUGACAUGCCACAGCUGUUUGAAUGUUUGCAUGGUUUGAAUGUUGGUAAUGGGACCAGAGUACGAUUAUUGAGAUCAAUCAAUCGAUGUACAUAAUGUCUCCCUUUUUACAACAAAAGUGUGUACACAGUAGAAAUAACGUAUCGAUUUGCUCAACCAAUGAGUCCAAACCCCAACCUCUAAACUCUUAAACCACAAACAAGCCCAGAAUGGUUACUAGCAUGAAUGAAUGAAUGAAUGAAUGAAUGAAUGAAUGAAUGAAUGAACAGUGUCAAUGUUAAAACACAUGCAAAUUAAUGCAACAGCAAAGAAUCUAGAACCCUGAAGGGUUAUUCAAUUGGAACCCUUAAGGCUUCUGUGUAGAACCCCUUCCACAGUAGGAAAAGGUUCCAGAUAGAACCCUUUAAAGGGUACUUUUUCUGAGAGUAUACUGGCAAAAUCACAAUGCAAUAAUAAAUAAUAGGGGUUGCAUGACUAUACAUUUUACUAGUUGGUCAAAAAGUCAAAAAAUAAUUCAUAGUCAAAUCAAUAACUGAUUUAGGAUAUUGCUAUUUUUAGGAUAUUUCAUUAAAUGCUGAUUAAACAACAGCAAAGAAUAGAUCAGUCCAAACUAACAGCCAUAUACAGGCUAUAAAUUAUGUUUCCAGCUUCAGUGCUUUGUUAUGGUACACUAUUAGUUACGAAAAUAAAUAACUCAGUACAAUACAUAUGUAAAAUAAUAAAUCCGUGUAUCAUAUUACACUGUUUAAGGACAUACUAAUUCUUAAUAUACACUUGUACGGAUGGCCUGGUGCCUCAGCAGUAAUUGUUGAUUCUGAAACUGAAAGCGCACAGCACAGAAGCUCAUGUCCAUCAACAAAGCUCUCGUUAGAGUUUAAUGCAGCGCCUUCCUUGAAUGGAGGAAGCUAUGUCUACAGCAUCGACCGGGAGGUCUUUCUGCCAUGUUCAACUCGCGGUGGGAUUAAUAAAACUGUCACGCUUCAUACAAAGUGAUAUCAAAGUGAUAAUGUUCCAUUAAUGCAAAAGAAAAUAAAAAUGUACUGUCAACUGUAGAAUUGGAAAUAUUUUCAGACUAAGAAAGUAGAUUUAGCCUGAAUUUCCGUCCCAUCGCCCUCGCUCAGCAUUCCUAAAGCAGAGACUAGUGAAUGUAUUAGUCAAAAAGUCUAUGAAACUCCUAUGAAAUACAGAGAGAUUUGUCUAAGCUGCGAUGGAACAGAUGUUCCUUUAGGGUGCACUGUUUGCCAUCAUGUUUUUAGAAGCACUGCAGUCCAGGUCUAAUUUAAUGUGUGUUCUGUCUGAAUAAAAAUGUCCCAUAUGGAUUUUUACUACAAGUGGAACAAUGCAAAAAGUUUUUUUUUUUUUUUUUAUUUCAAAAAGUGAUAGAUGUUCGUGUGCUUGGCGUUACUGAUUUUUUGUAAUAAACUUCAGUCGGUUUUAAAACACUUACUUCUCCUUAGUACAUGAUACUCUGGGUCAUGUUAAGGUGAAACGUGAAAAGUCUGUCUGUAAAUCUGAACCAAAACAUGAUAUUUAUAGCUGUUCACUGUGGAUACACAUAUUUUGGAUUCCUAACCAUGGGAAAGACUCCGUUUCCAUUUUGGGACUCCAUUUCCAUCAGUAUUGUUUAUACUGAUCAGCACCAAGAUAAAUAAAAGACAGACUGUAGAUGUGAAAAUAAAUUAUACACUGGUAUCUGUGUAAAAUCUGAAGAGGUGGACAAACAGUUGUGAACAAGGGUUACAAGUUUAAAUAAAUGUUAUAAUAUAUUUAUAGGAUGUUGCAGAUUAUACUGCGUAUGUAAUACUGAAGGCAGAAAGCAAGGGUGUUUUCUUUAACUGUGUGGUAUUGAUGUGUUUCCCCCAGUUUUUUCAAUACCCUGUUAAAUGUUGCACUGGAUUCUAAUGUUCUUAUGUUUUACUCUAGUUUUAUACAAGGAUUCUGGACUAAUGUCAAUAUCCGAUAUUUGUCAUGUGCAUGUCUUUCUAUUCAUACAAAUGUAUCUAAAGUAGAAGUCUGGACUACAUCCACCUGGAUAAGCACUGUGGAUAUUUAUUUUAAUUUUCUAGACCAUUAAAACAGCAAAGUUAAAGAUGUAUUCUGUUUCUA
Pangasianodon hypophthalmus (striped catfish) is the source of this 5377-nucleotide messenger RNA. RefSeq names its product FH2 domain containing 4 (gene fhdc4). The coding region runs from base 759 to 2996 and encodes 745 amino acids. The record is from RefSeq and is a predicted model, not a curated record. NCBI's taxonomy places the organism in Eukaryota, Metazoa, Chordata, Actinopteri, Siluriformes, Pangasiidae. The transcript is spliced from 12 exons.